AUGAGCCCAUCAAAGUUCCAUGGCGAUGAUCCAUCAAGAAGGGAAAUCAACGGUCCACGCCCGUCUCCAUUGAGGAUCAACAAAGACUCUCAUUCUAUCCAAAAACCAUCUUCUUCUUCGUAUCCUCGCACAUCAGAUCAUCAAACCCAUCUUCACCAACAUCAACAUCAACAUCAACAUCAACAACAACAAAACCCAGUAAUCAUUUACGCUCAUUCUCCCAAAAUCAUCCAUACCCAGCCUCGCGAUUUCAUGGCCUUGGUUCAGAAACUCACGGGUCUAUCAAGCUCCUCUGCACCACAAGCUCAAAAUCAACCUCGAAAAAAUGGGUCUUUGUUGAAUAGAAAAGAUGAGAUUGAAACGAAGGGUAUUGAGAUUGAGGAUAAAAACGAGUCCUCUUCAGGAAAUAUUACAGAUGAUGACAAGUUUGGUUUGUCUCCUAGUACUUUCAAUCUGAACGAUGUGCCGAAUCAAUACUUGGCCGAUAUACCGCUAUUCACGCCGAAUUCCAGCAAUUUGUUUAUGUCUCCCCGGCCUCUGUAUAGAUAUGUGGAUUCAAUGUUUCCAUCGCCAAACAUGGGUUCUGUUUUUGAAGCUAUCAAGGAACUUCCACAAUAUUGA
This is a messenger RNA of Camellia sinensis, 621 nucleotides long. It is a transcript of the gene PDE337, whose product is annotated as VQ motif-containing protein. The record is from RefSeq and is a predicted model, not a curated record. Lineage: Eukaryota; Viridiplantae; Streptophyta; Magnoliopsida; Ericales; Theaceae. Gene Ontology annotation, cellular component: nucleus.